This is a messenger RNA of Lolium rigidum, 1936 nucleotides long. RefSeq names its product pheophorbide a oxygenase, chloroplastic. Gene Ontology annotation, molecular function: chlorophyllide a oxygenase activity; 2 iron, 2 sulfur cluster binding; pheophorbide a oxygenase activity. The record is from RefSeq and is a predicted model, not a curated record. Bases 58 to 1653 code for a protein of 531 amino acids. Lineage: Eukaryota; Viridiplantae; Streptophyta; Magnoliopsida; Poales; Poaceae. Gene Ontology annotation, cellular component: chloroplast thylakoid. The transcript has 7 exons.
UGACAAGUACUCUACCACGCGGCCGCGACCCAAAACCUUCAGACGAUCUGAGGAAAAAUGCCGGUGGCCAUGCUCUCGCCCUUGCUCUUCCUCUCCCCGAUCCCCACGCGGCACCGGCCGCUGCUGCUCCCCUCCCUCCCGCCGCGCGCGGCCUCCAGGCACCUCCUCCGCGCCCGGCGCGGCACCGCCCGCCUCCGCGUGGCCGCGCCCACGUCCGUCCCCGGGGAGGCGGCGGAUCGGUCGGAGCGGGCGGAGCCGAGCACGUCGGCGCCGGAUUCGGGGGAGAAGUUCGUGUGGCGGGACCACUGGUACCCCGUCUCCCUGGUCGAGGACCUCGACCCGCGCGUGCCCACCCCGUUCCAGCUCCUCAACCGCGACCUCGUCAUCUGGAAGGACCCCAAGGCCGGCGACUGGGUCGCGCUCGACGACCGCUGCCCGCACCGCCUCGCCCCGCUCUCGGAGGGGAGGAUCGACGAGACGGGGUGCCUGCAGUGCUCCUACCACGGCUGGUCCUUCGACGGCGCCGGCGCCUGCACCAAGAUCCCGCAGGCCGCGCCCGACGGGCUCGAGGCGCGGGCGGUGCGCUCGCCCAGGGCUUGCGCGACCAAAUUCCCCACGCUACUGUCCCAGGGGCUGCUCUUCGUUUGGCCCGACGAGAAGGGCUGGGAGAAGGCCAAGGCCACCAAGCCCCCAAUGCUGCCAAAAGAGUUCGAUGACCCGGCUUACUCCACGGUGACGAUCCAGAGGGAUCUCUUCUAUGGGUAUGAUACGCUGAUGGAGAACGUCUCCGACCCGUCGCACAUAGAAUUUGCUCACCACAAGGUCACAGGACGAAGAGAUAGAGCCAGGCCUUUGCCAUUCAAAAUGGAAUCAAGUGGUGCGUGGGGAUAUUCAGGGGCAAAUACCGGUAAUCCUCGCAUCACUGCAACUUUUGAGGCCCCUUGCUAUGCACUGAACAAAAUAGAGAUUGACACAAAACUACCAAUUGUGGGAGAUCAGAAAUGGGUAAUAUGGAUUUGCUCCUUCAACAUUCCAAUGGCUCCAGGGAAAACUCGUUCUAUUGUCUGCAGCGCUAGGAACUUUUUCCAGUUUACCAUGCCAGGAAAGGCAUGGUGGCAGCUUAUCCCUCGAUGGUAUGAACAUUGGACCUCAAAUUUGGUCUAUGAUGGUGAUAUGAUUGUUCUUCAAGGCCAAGAGAAGGUCUUUCUGUCUGCAUCCAAGGAGUCAUCUGCAGAUGUUAAUCAGCAGUACACAAAGCUCACAUUCACACCCACACAGGCCGACCGAUUUGUUUUAGCAUUCCGGGCAUGGCUAAGGAAAUUUGGCAAUAGCCAGCCUGACUGGUAUGGAGGUCCUAGCCAAGACGCAUUACCUUCUACUGUCCUUUCAAAGCGGGAGAUGCUGGACAGAUAUGAGCAGCACACCCUGAAAUGUUCAUCCUGCAAAGGAGCUCACAGCGGGUUCCAGACCCUGCAGAAGGUCUUCAUGGGCGCGACGGUGGCGUUCGCUGCUACUGCUGGGAUCCCCGCAGAGGUUCAGUUCAGAAUAUUGCUUGGUGCCGCUGCUUUGAUCAGUGCGGCUCUGGCCUACGUGUUCUACGACCUCCAGAAGAAUUUUGUGUUUGUAGAUUACGUGCAUGCUGACAUUGAUUAGGAUAAGCUUUUUGAUCCUUUUGUGAGGAUCUGGUGUAGUGACACCAGACGACCAUGCACAUAUAACCUUGACAGGGAGUAUAGUUUUCAGUGAAUACGUCCCAGUAUGUUUAUACCAGGCACUAGGUCUGUAUGACUGUAUUAGCACUUGUUAGCAUACCACGUGAUCCCCUGCACGUGAGAAAACAAAUUGAAAUGUAAUGUUGCCUUUUGGCAUUCUGAUUGACAAUCCUCUCAGUGGAUGAUAUUAUAGGCGUAUAUACACAUUGUAGUAGCAAGUUAAA